AUGCUUGUUCGUAGGCAAGUUCAGUAUCCUCAAAGGAGAAUGAUUCUAUAUCAGUGCUCUAGUUCACUCAGCCCUGCUGGACCCCUCCAGAAAAAGAGUUCACUCUGCCACUUCCAAAUUCCAGUAUUAAACUAUGGCCGGCCACAACAUAUGCAUGGUUGCUACGUUUCUCCAUCCUUUGUCUUAAACUGUCAUUAG
Molecule: messenger RNA, 198 nt
Organism: Sphenostylis stenocarpa
Lineage: Eukaryota; Viridiplantae; Streptophyta; Magnoliopsida; Fabales; Fabaceae
Source: the annotation of a GenBank genome assembly